Sphaerulina musiva SO2202 is the source of this 1823-nucleotide messenger RNA. RefSeq lists its product as uncharacterized. The transcript has 2 exons. The record is from RefSeq and is a predicted model, not a curated record. Bases 14 to 742 code for a protein of 242 amino acids. NCBI's taxonomy places the organism in Eukaryota, Fungi, Ascomycota, Dothideomycetes, Mycosphaerellales, Mycosphaerellaceae.
GGUGUUGUCCAACAUGCCUCCUGUCUGCUCACCACUCCUCGUCACCCCACGCCGCUUGUUCACAUCUCUUCCCGUUGUAGCAAGAAGACCGUAUACCUGUAUCCCCUCAUACACCGCAUACACCGCGAAGAGACCAAUACCUGUCUCCGCAGUCCGCACAACUCCCCCGUCAUCAACCCGCACAACCCACCCUACCGCCAGAAUGGCGUCUUCCACCUCCUCCACCUUUGGCGAGCUCAAAAUCGAAAACACCAACAUCAACUGCGCUCCCGGCGUAGAACUCUCCUCGCAACAAAAGACUCUCGUCGGCUCCGUCCUCGACCUCUUCGCCGGCCGCCCUUCUCUCGCCAAACUCCAACUCUGGCAAGACCAAGCAGAGUUCAUCGACCCUUUGACCAUCGCCAAAGGCCGCAAGCAAUUCGAACCGCAAUGGUACGGUCUGCAAGUCGCCUUUAGCGAAAUCGAACGUUUGCACCAUGAAGUCACUUCGGCAGGAAAUCCCAUCGAGAUGGAUCUUAAGACGAGAUAUGUGAUCAAGGGAAUUGGCAAGGAGCAGACCAUUAAUUCAAAGGUCAAGAUUUGGGUUGAAGGGGACAAGAUUAGCAAGCUGCAUGACGAGUGGGAUGGGAAGCUGCCCGAGUCGGGGAUUGUAAAGGCUUUCCAGAGGCUCAACGCCAAUACUGUCCCGUACAUGGUCUCAGUCCCCAAAACAGCCGAGGAAGAUGCGAAGAGAGGCAACUAGUAGGGCCUCGUUGAAGACUACCCUAUGUUGGAACGACUUGAGCUUUGUUCAGCUGCAGCUCACGAGAAACGAGGCAGCAUAGCAUGAAUUCCGAGAAUCGUUAGUUAUGACCGAGCUAGACCAGUGCAGCUGUGCUACAACGACAGAUAUUUCUUAGCCCCGAGACAUUUUUGCGACUUUCCAUAUCCCUCCCUCCUUCUCAGCCAAGUUUUCUGCUUUCACUUCGAAUCCCGCCAGCACCUGCCUUGUAUAGUAUGUCAUGUGCAUAACGGCAAGGGCGCAAGUUCCAGUGUUUUCCAGCACGAAUUCGACAUUCCUGGAUUCCACGAUUGGCUACAGGUAGUCUCAUUGCAAACAGACACCAGCUUCCUCUUCGUCUCAGUGCCACCAAGUGAAAUGGCGAUAUGCCAGGCAGCCUCUAGCUCUUUUACAACGAAUAAUAACUCCCAUCCAAAAAUCGUACUUUCCACAGCCCCUCCCCAUCAUCCCUCUUUCUUCUUCUCAUGCCCAGCAGUCGCCACCUCCAAAAUUUCCUCCUCGAGCCCUCGCACAUAUAAAACUUCAACCCCAGCAUCCAUCAACUUCUUCCUCCCCUCAUUCACACCCACAAACGUCUCUGGCUCUUGCACUCCACACACCACCAUCCUAAUACUCUGUUCCCCAUCUUUCCUCUUCAACGCCAGAAUUCGAUCCACACAACUCACAUUCCCCACACUUCUCCUCUGACACGGUUCCAUGGUCGUAUACAAAAUAAUAUUUUUCGAGUUACCAUUUUUCGCGGAUAGAAUCUCGCCCAGCUCGGAUUCGCUGCACGAGUAUUCUUGGGCGAGUUUGAUGAAGCAGGAUUGUUCGGCGUGCGUGUUUCCGGGACAUUCGAGCGUGUAGCCUGUUGUGAGGGGGGCGAGAUUGGGUGGGGCUAGGAGAAGUGCUCCUACGCUGAAGUUUGUGGGUUUGGGAGGGGAUUUGCGCGCUUCGAGGAGGGCUAGGCGGAGGUAGUGGGUGUGGUCGUUGGGGCCGAAGACGGACAUGUUUGGAUGAGUUUGUAGGUUAGGUACCUUAGGUAUGGAACCCUCGAUUUUUG